Molecule: messenger RNA, 2758 nt
Organism: Odontomachus brunneus
Lineage: Eukaryota; Metazoa; Arthropoda; Insecta; Hymenoptera; Formicidae
Product: putative glutathione-specific gamma-glutamylcyclotransferase 2
Exons: 5
Coding region: 1501-2220 (239 amino acids)
Biological process (GO): glutathione catabolic process
Cellular component (GO): cytoplasm
Molecular function (GO): glutathione specific gamma-glutamylcyclotransferase activity; gamma-glutamylcyclotransferase activity
Source: RefSeq, a predicted model, not a curated record
AUUUGAGUCUUAGCUAAGAUUGUUUCAAUCUCGAUUAAAAUGGUUCAUGUCUUAGCUAAGACGCAAACAUUAGUUCCAAAGUUUCUACUAUGAGUCGCCACUAUCAGUAUACAGUAUCAAUAAUAUAGAUUUGAGGUCACAAUAUAACUCAACAAGUCGAGUUAUACGGAUCUCUCGCGAUCCAAUAAUAUGAUUCAGAGGCACAUCAGAAGCAUUUUUAUUGAACCAUGAUAAAUAUGCAAAAUUUAACAAACUUUAAAUUCGUUAGAUUUAAUAAUAAGAUGGUUAAGAAAGCAUUUUACAGCUUAAUAUCUUUCUAGCUUUCAGGCAUAUUAAGAUCACACAUUUAUAUUAUCAAUUUUUUCAUUUUUAAAAUAUAUAUUAAAAAUUUCGAUUUUUAAUUUCAAUUUCAAAUUUUAAUAAAUUAUUUUUAUCUUUCUUAUAUAUUAUAUGUAUAUAUCAUACGUUUUUGUUAAGACUUUCUUUUCUAUUGAUUUUCACGAGUUCAUGUCUUCAAGAUUUCGUCCCGAUUUGUUUUAAUGUAUAUUAUUUAAAAACAUUGUAAGAAAACAAGUAUAUUGUUUUUAAGUUAUAUAAAUUAUAUAACUUAUACACAAUUUUUAUAUUUAUAUAUACUUAUAUAAGUUAUAUCCGAAUCAAAUGGAUCCUUCGACACAUACUUGUCCUGCAAAUUAAUGUUUUACUCGAUCCACUCUGACAGACACGAUAUCACGUGCAAUUCACGACGAUGCUUCAAUGAAACGAUAUGUUUCAUCAUUCGCCUCACUGCGCGCGCGCUGUGUGUAUUCUGCUACUUUUCUCUACCUUCCUUGAUAUUCUCCAUUCUCUUUCUCACUCUGUCUUUGACGCGUCUGGCGGUCUAGUUCACUGAACGAAAGCGUGCGUCAGUCGGAAACCGGCAGUUCCCGUUGAAUCUUGACAGAGUACGUGCCUCUUUUUUCGGAGACUUGCAAAAAAUCGUAAAAAUUUCGCUCGAUCAAGAUAAUUCUAAAACAAAUUUUAAAAGAUUUGUUUCUUCGAAACGGACGUCAUUUAAACAAAUUUAUUGAUUCAAUACCGAGGUUUCUCUCAGUGAACACUCUUCUUGAUUUUCUGAAAAAACAGAAACGGUGAAAAACAGCGCGGCUGAAAAACAAGCAGAAAAGAAAGAAGAAGAAGAAGAGGAAGGAGAGAUGGACAUAUAUAUAACACUACGGAGUCCGCUGGCUAACGUCAUCGAAUUAUUUCGCGAAUUGAUAAAUUGGAGUCACCAAACUGAGCUCACCACAAGAGAUCUAGAGGAAACGCAGCGCUGAUCUAUAAAUGGCGAAUUGACACGGCAUUAUUCAAAUUAGAACUGUAGAAAGAAAGAGGAAGAAGGAGACACACACACACAUACGCGGAUAAGUCAAAGGUCAUAGAGAAGAAGAACAAAAGACAAACUUGGAAAGAGACAUCGAUCAUCCACCAGCCGAAUUUUUCUCUCGCAAAAACGCGAAUAUGGCCAAUGACAACGCGCUUUGGGUAUUUGGAUACGGCUCUCUUUGUUGGUAUCCCGGUUUCUCAUACAGCAAAAGCAUCACCGGCUACAUCAAGGGCUACAAAAGACGCUUUUGGCAAGGCAACACAACGCAUCGCGGUACGGUCGAGAAGCCUGGUCGAGUCGCCACACUAAUCGAGGACAAGGAGGGCACGGUUUACGGACGAGCGUUUCAAAUUAAGGACAGCGCGGCGUUACCCUAUUUGGAAAAUCGGGAGUGCGCUCUGGGAGGAUAUGCGACGACCAUAGUGACGUUUCACAGCCGGGACGGGGCCAAGCAAUUCCCCGUCGUGAUUUACAUCGCCACCAACAAGAACAAGCUCUGGCUCGGCGAAGCGUCGCUGCGGACCAUAGCGCGUCAAAUCACCGAGAGUUCCGGUCCGAACGGACACAACGUCGAGUACCUGUUACGAUUGGCGGAGUUCGUGCACCGUUACUUGCCUGAGGCACACGACGAGCAUCUCUUUACGUUGGAGCUGCUGGUGCGCUCCAGGAUAAAGGAGAAGAACAUGUGCCUGGCGACGCUGAUGGGAAACCGCGACUUCAUCAUCGAUCUCGAGGACACGGAAGCGGCGGUUCACGCGGAGAAUCACGCGGACGGCAACGAGCAAUCUCGCGGGAACUCAUUACAGUUUAGCGCGCGAAUAACAUCAAAAACUCUGCGCUGCCUGAAGAUGUAGUCAAUUGCGAUAUAGCAAUUGUGUUAUACAGUGAAAAAACCUAUAUGUGUAACAAGCAAUGACUGAAAGUAAAAAAACGAUAGCUUAUCGUAUGCAACUACCUCGUAUUUAUGUCUUUAAGUAAUCGCACAUAAAGCAGACUUAGUCAAUAUGAACAUUAACAAAUUUUCGCGCUGACACACAUGUGAUGCUGAUAAUGCGAACGUGUUAUUUUUUUCGCGGACACAAAUACAGAUUAUUCCAGUAACGAUUAACAAAUAUCAGCUGACAAUAAUGGAAUGAGUCCUUAGACCUUUGGGAGGUUAAUUUCUCUGAUUAUUUUGAAAGUGCAAAUUUUAAACUAAUUGAAUUAUAGUUAAUUUAAGAAUGAACGUUCUACAUUUCGUUUCACAUUUGAAUACCUUCUCUUUUAAUGCUCUUUGCUCGGCUGUGUUGAAUUAUAUAGAGUUAAAUAUAUGCGUAAAUGCGUGUUGCUUUUCAUAUGUAUAUGUGUAUGUGUGUACGAGAGCGCGCGCGUGUAAAUAUAUGUAUAAUCGAA